AUGGACCACAUCAAACAAGCGCUUGCCGCCAUGUACUCGCCCACUGCGGCGCAGCACGAGAAGAAGCAGGCGACCGAGUUUUUGGAGCUGUUCCAAAAGUUGCCUGACGCAUGGCUGGUUGUUCAGAUUCUCUCCGAUUUACAAGAGCCGCUAGAGUACCGCAUGUUUGCGGCGCAAACGCUCAGAUCCAAGGCAACUUACGACUUGCUGCAGUUGCCCGAGUCGUCGUACGUGCAGUUGAAGGACUCGGUGCUUGACCUUCUCCGCACCUAUGCAUCCAAGGACAAGUUGAUUCGAACCCAGUUGUCCUUGACGCUUUGCCAGUUGGCCUUGCAGUACUUGCAGUGGGACAAUGCCAUGGACGAGAUCACCACGUGCUUGUCGGAAGCGGGCUCUGUACCGGCGUUGCUUGAGUUCUUGAAGAUCUUGCCCGAGGAAUUGACCGAGUCCAACAAAACUGCAUUGACAGACGACGAGUUCAACGCCCGCACGGCCGUUCUCAUCACUGAUAACGUCGAGCGCGUGCUACUGCUCUUGAAAACCUUGUACGAGCAGCAGGCUUGUGCGCCCGAGCUUCUUUUGGACUGUCUCAACAGCUGGCUCAAGGAAUGUCCCAUUGACAAAGUUUUGGGUGUCGACACGCUAGCUCAGCUUGUGUUCAAGCUGUUGGUACAAGAGGACACUUUUGAAAAAGCAUGCGAGUGUCUCAGUACGAUCUUGCGUGAGACUGGGGACAUGGACAACUACCAGCUCAUAGAUGCCAUCUACCAGCAGUUAUUGGAAGUGCACAGUUUCUACGCCAACCAGCCGGACAAGUUAGCGGAUCCAGAGGUGUUCAGCAUGCUUACCAAGCUUUAUGUGGAUGCCGGAGAGUCGUGGCAUGUCUUGAUAGCGAAAAACCCAGCGCAUUUCAAGCCGCUCGUGCAGAUUUUGUUGGAGUGCUGCCGAUACGACGAAGACUUGGACGUGGUCAAGUACACCUUCUACUUUUGGUACUUGCUCAAACAGAUGUUGACUUUGCCCAAGUUUGAAGACGCCCGCAGCGAAUUUUCGCCCAUUUACUUGCAGUUGAUUCUGGUGAUCAUCAAACACCUCUGCUAUCCAGUUGGCGCUGACCAGCAGCCACUGUUUUCCGACAAGGAAGAGCACGACAAGUUCAAAGACUUCCGCUACGAAAUGGGCGAUGUGCUCAAAGACUGCUGUGCUGUUGCCGGAGCCCAAAAAGCUCUUCGUGUUCCAUUUGAACAACUCCAGCAAUUGCUUGCACAGCCUGGUGCCCCAUGGCCGCUUGUUGAAGCGCCCUUGUUCAGCAUGCGUGUCAUGGCCAAGGAAGUUUCGCCUCGAGAGAACACCAUUUUGCCUACCAUCAUGCAGCUGCUCGUGCAAUUGCCCGAACACCCAAAAAUAAGAUACGCCACUACACUAGUGUUGGGUCGGUACUCCGAAUGGACUGCCCGCAACCCAAAGUUUUUGCAAGUGCAACUCCAGUACAUCAUCAAGGGCUUUGAAACCAGCGAUGCUGACCGAGACGUGUGUAACGCCGCAUGCCAGGCUCUUAUGUACUUCUGCCAAGACUGCGCCGAGCUUCUAACAGGCUAUUUGGACCAGUUGUAUGUGCUCUACCAGCAGGUACGCGGCCACAUCGAAGUGAAAUCUACAUAUGACUUGGUGGACGGUUUGGCUCAUGUGGUGAAGGAACUUCCUGCGUCAGAUCAGCUUGCGGCCACCCAAACAUUUUUGGAUCCCUCCGUGCAUAGAUUGGCCGAAUUGUGCGAUUCGGGCGACAAGAAUGACGACAAUACUGUGUCUGCAUUGCAUGACGAGGCAGAAAUUCUUAGCAUCUUCUUCAGGAUCGUGCGCUGUCUGAACUUUGACGCUACAACAUACCCUGCGGCAGAGUAUUUCGGCCAUACUGUGUGGCCGUUAAUAACCCGUGUUCUUGGCAAAUUCGGUACGGUUUUGAAAGUCUCAGAGCGGUUUGUCAAAGUGCUUAAAAACGCAAUCCAGAGUUGCUCCACAUAUCUCACCGCUUUGCUUCCUCAAAUAGCACAACUUCUUCACGACGGAUUCCGCACCACCUGUUUUGGCUGUUAUCUCUGGGUUUCUGGUGUGGCCAUCAGAGAGUUUGGCGAUGAGGUCAGCGGGGCCGAAACCCACGACGUGGUGUUCCAUUUGGGAGUUCAGCAGAGCAGUGUGUUUUUCAAUGUGGCCAAGUCUGAGGAUCUUCGCGGAAUGCCCGACGUCAUUGAAGAUUACUUCAACAUGGCCAGCGACUUGCUCAUGUAUUUCCCGGAGAAAGUUACACAUAACGGCGAGCUUCUCACGUCGAUUCUUGCUGCGGCAGAACUUGCUCUUUCCACCAGUGAAGAGCGUAAUCCAUUGAUGGCCGUGGUGCAUUUUUUCGUGGAUCUUGUGGCAUGGGGGUCCGAAUAUCCACCAGUGUCUUUCUUCGAAGGCGAUACCCAACUGGUGCAGCAGCAUGUCCAGAGCUUUCUUGUUGCAGAAGCACACGGGCAGCGCUUGGUGCAAAUGGUGUUGGAAGGUCUCAUUUACAAGUUCUACAAUGAUCCGGAUGCCAAUGAUCUUUUGGUGAAGAUUUUGAGUGUGGCGCCAGAUAAGACACAGGCCAUAACAUGGUUGCAACAGGCUGUUUCUGGUCUUGCCAACGUGAGUGAGAAGGAGGUGCACAAGCUUAUUAGUGCCAUCACCGUGGCACUUCCUAAUAAAGACAAUCGCCGUGUGCGUAUGGCCAUAAAGGAUUUCGUGAGCUGGUAUACACGGAAAAAUGUCAAUUCAAGGGCCAACUUCAGCUAA
Messenger RNA from Clavispora lusitaniae ATCC 42720, 2814 nucleotides. It is a transcript of the gene MTR10, whose product is annotated as Mtr10p. Gene Ontology annotation, biological process: protein import into nucleus. The record is from RefSeq and is a predicted model, not a curated record. Gene Ontology annotation, molecular function: small GTPase binding. Gene Ontology annotation, cellular component: cytoplasm. Lineage: Eukaryota; Fungi; Ascomycota; Pichiomycetes; Serinales; Metschnikowiaceae.